Messenger RNA from Ictalurus furcatus (blue catfish), 3015 nucleotides. It is a transcript of the gene flvcr2a, whose product is annotated as FLVCR heme transporter 2a. Gene Ontology annotation, molecular function: heme binding; heme transmembrane transporter activity. Bases 748 to 2187 code for a protein of 479 amino acids. Lineage: Eukaryota; Metazoa; Chordata; Actinopteri; Siluriformes; Ictaluridae. Gene Ontology annotation, cellular component: membrane. The record is from RefSeq and is a predicted model, not a curated record. The transcript is spliced from 10 exons. Gene Ontology annotation, biological process: transmembrane transport; heme export.
AUUGACUAAAAGGGAGGCAAUAAUUGUUGCACACCUAUAACAAAGAUGUUUUUUUGUAUAUAAACCUGUGUUUUGUUUGUAAUUGAUAUCCAUGAGAGCAUAGUAUUUUUGUGAAUUUUUUUUAAACAAAAGGUCAAAAGGUUAAACAAUAAAGACAACUUUUCACAGCCGCCUUUGCUCAUAUUUACCAAGGGUGCCAAUAUUAGUGGAGAGCACUAUAUGUAAUAUUGGAUCAUUUUCCUCAAUAAAUACAUGACCAAGUAUAAUGCUUUUGUCUUAUUUGGCUCUCUUUGUCUACUUUUAGGAUUUGUGUGAAAAUCUGAUGAUAUUUUAGGUCACAAAUUUUCAAGCACCACUGUAAGCCUACAUUCACUUACUCCAUUAUUUCCUGAUGUGCUAAGGAUUAGUGCAUGUAUUAAUUAAUCAUUAUGUAUCAUUAAGUAUUAAUUUGUUAAUUAUUUGUGGACCUUAUAGUAAAGUGUUACUGAAAUUGUUGGGGGGGGGGGGGGGCAAAUUUGUUGAAGUAUUGCUGAGAGGUCAGUCAGGGAAUGUAGCACGUGCUGUGCUUUAAAGCCUGGGGAGGUGGCGGCAGAAUAUAAAUCCCCAUGGAGCAAGCCACUGAUAUGUCAGAGUUCUGUGCACACUUUGCUCCCAGGUUCAUUUGUUACUGACGUUUUGCUUAGGUGGAAACUUGAACAGAACUCUGAUCCGCCCCGCGGAAAAUGUACAAUCGCCUCAACUCUCAAAAUGCCACCAGAAGAAAGUAAUUUCUCCAAAACCGAGAGCGCAGAAGACCAAACCGUGCGCACGGGCGCAGGUGCAGAGAGCGCUCAGGAGUGUCCUACCCGCCUGUACAGGAGAAGAUGGCUGAUCGUUUUGCUUUUCAGCUCGUAUUCUCUGUGCAAUGCGUAUCAAUGGAUCCAGUACGGAAUCAUCAGCAACAUCUUCAUGCAGUUUUACGGCGUGAGCGCGUUCGCUGUAGACUGGAUGUCCAUGGUCUACAUGCUCACUUACAUACCAUUUGUCUUUCCAGUAACGUGGCUUUUGGACAGGAAAGGGCUGCGAGUUGUCGCGCUCGUAGCCACCGGUGUUAACUGCGCGGGCGCGUGGAUUAAGGUCGCGAGCGCCAAGCCGCACCUGUUUUGGGUGAGUGCGCUCGGGCAGGUCGCGUGCGCCGUCGCGCAGGUCUUCAUCCUCGGCAUGCCGUCUCACAUCGCCGCCGUGUGGUUCGGACCGAAGGAAGUGUCCACCGCCUGCUCCAUCGGCGUCUUCGGCAACCAGCUUGGCAUUGCCAUUGGGUUCCUGGUGCCACCUAUUCUUGUGCCCAAUAUAGAUGACAUGGAUAAACUGGCUUAUCAUAUCAGCAUUAUGUUUUAUAUCACAGCAGGAGUGGCCACCCUCAUCUUCAUUCUAGUUGUUAUUGUGUUCCAGGAUAAGCCAGCCCUUCCUCCCUCCCAAGCCCAGGUGGCAAUGCAAAACAUGCCUUCACAGGACUACUCUUACUUGGCCUCGAUUCGGAGGCUUCUCUGCAACAAACCCUUUGUCCUACUUAUCAUCACCUAUGGAUUAAAUGUUGGGUGUUUUUAUGCUGUUUCCACUCUGCUGAACCGGGUGAUCAUUGACUAUUACCCUGGGGAAGAGCUGAAUGCUGGACGAAUUGGUCUGACGCUUGUCAUUUCUGGUAUGGUGGGCUCUCUCAUCUGUGGCAUCUGGUUGGACAAAACAAAGACAUACAAACAGACCACACUUUCCAUAUAUCUUCUGUCAUUUGUAGGAAUGAUCAUUUACUCCUUCACUGUUAACUUGGGCCAUCUCUGGGUAGUCUUCAUUACAGCAGCAGCGCUAGGAUUCUUCAUGACUGGUUACCUACCACUAGGCUUUGAGUUUGCAGUGGAGCUGACGUACCCAGAGUCAGAAGGCACAUCUUCGGGACUACUCAACUGCUCAGCACAGGUGUUUGGAAUCAUAUUCACCAUUUGUCAAGGCAAGAUCAUUGACUCCUACAGCACACUAGCUGGGAACAUCUUCCUCUGUGUUUUCCUCUUUUUAGGGACCAUCAUUACAGCUUUUAUAAAGGCAGAACUGCGGCGGCAAAAGGCGAACCUGCAAUCAGAGGCAGAAUCAGAAGCUAAACAAUCAAGACACCAAGAAGAUGGAAUAUCAUCACUGAAACAGAGCAAGAUGUAGAAAUUAAGUUCUCCAACAUACAAUCCCAAUUCCAAAAAAGUUGGGAUGCUGGGUAAAAUGUCAAUAAAAACAGAAUGCAAUGACUUGCAAAUCUCAUAAACCCAUAUGAUAUUCACAAUAGAACAUAGAAAACAUAUAAAAUGUUUCAAAUGAGUAAAUGUACCAUUUUAAGAAAAAAGUAAGGCAAUUUUGAAUUUGAUGGCCGCAACACGUCUCAAAAUAGUUGCAACAAAUGGCUGGAAAAUUAAGCGUUACUAAAAAGGAACAGCUGGAGGAACAUUUUGCAACUAAGUAGAUUAAUUGGCAACAGGUCAGUAACAUGAGUAUGUAUAAAAAGAGUAUCUUAGAGAGGCAGAGUCUCUCAGAAGUAAAGAUGGGAUGGAAUCUGGAUGGAAGCAUAUGUUGCUCUAAAACUGUAUAUACCGUUCAGUGUUGAUGGUGCCUUGCAACAAACACAGGUUUAUCCAAAAAAGAUCUUUUAAACAAUAAAGACAACUAUUCACAGCCUUCUUUGCUCAUAUUUACCAAGGGUGCCUAUAUUAGUGGAGGGCACUGUAUAUGAGUGAGAGAAUGGAACAAUAUAUAUUUGGUACAAAAGUCAUAAAAUCUGAAAAUCAGCUGGCAAAGCACCAACACUGAAGUUCAGGGCAAUAAUGACCUGUGAAAUGUUAAUUGUAGUUGAUAGGAAUUUACUUGCAGUUUUUAUUUUUACUACUACAGUACAUAUAUUGAACUUUAGGUUUUUUAACUGACAGAUGCUAGCAAUAUGAACAAUAUUAGGAUUCUUUCUUGCGUUUAUUUGACCACUUUUGAGCGCAUGGACUAUCU